CGAUUCAUGACUUGAAUUAAAACAUUGGUGAGAAUUAUGCCGCUCAAAUCACCUUUUAUCGUUCCGUUACUCGAAACUUCCGUUAAUUCUAAUGCGGAACUUAGUUUGAAGAUAAAGGUUCCUGUCGGAUUAUAAAAACUAAAACACCAAGACAGAACGUGCUUUUCAAAAUUCGAAAAAUUAUAUUCUUGUUAGUGAUUGGAUAAUUCUUGCAUGUCUUGUGAAAAUCUUUCACAAUUUUAGUUUCAUACAUUUGAUUCGAUCAACUGAAAAGCGUAAGUUACAUGGUUUUUGUAACGGGUUGAUUAUGGGUCUAAGAAGUUUCACUUAUGCCUGUGGUGCUUGAUUGGGAACGGGAAUACCUUUCUACAUUUAUGAUGUUACGCUAAUAAAUAUUUUUCACGUCCUGUCUCUCUUGCAAGGGUUAAUUGCAGUAUAUUGCCAUGGAGAGUGUGGAGGAGAAGUUUAAAGCUCUGUCCAUUGCUCGGCGUAUCCAGCCGAGUGAGCCCACCUAUCUGUUGGACAUGUCUGUCCAGAGUGUCUCUGGUCCAGGACCAGGACUCCUGGCUGUGUGCUGCUCCAACCGCUCCAUUCAUCUGCACUGCAAGGACAACCUUACCCUCCUUGGAGAGUACCAGGGCCAUGGAGGUCCACUCUGUGGAGUCAGCUUCGCCCAUCGGUCUCCUGACCUGCUGUUCUCAGGCUCGGCCGAUGGCACAGUCAGGACGUGGGACGUUCGCAGACCUGGGUCCGAGGCUGUUCAGGUGUUCAGGAGUGAUCCCUAUCACCACUUCUGCAGUUUUGACGUGAGCUGCAGUGACGAGGUCCUGUGUGCUGGCACUGAACAGGUGGAUGGAGACGACAGUUUUUUGGUUUUCUGGGAUGGACGCAUGACCAAGGAGAAGAGUUGUGGGGUUCUCGGUGUGUACUCUGAAUCGCAUAGUGACGACAUCACACAGGUGCGCUUUCACCCCUCAAAUAAAGACCGGCUGGCAUCAGGCUCCACUGAUGGCCUUGUCAACGUUUUCGACCUGAGCCAGGGUACAGAGGAAGAGGCCCUGAUGGCCACUUGCAACAGUGGCUCUUCUGCCAGCUCAGUCUGCUGGGCGGGGAAGGACUUGAACCAGCUGCUGUGUCUCAGCCAUGAUGAGGGCAUGCACCUGUGGGACCUCGGUCAAAUAGACACCAAUGAACCCCUCACAGUCUUCGGCACUCCCGAUGCUCGGAGCUUGACCCCACUCAGUGAUGGGAGACCCCUAGACUACCUGGUAAGCGGGAUGUGGCUAGAGGAAGAGCAGUGUCUGCUGGUUCUGGGGGGAGAGAACCGUGGAGAUCUCCAUGUCCUUGAGUGCAGCGGUAAGGGCCUGCGUCUGGUGAAGUCGCUCCGUGGCGGCCAUUCUGCCAUGGUACGUUGCUUCGUGUGGGACCCAGAAGGAGGGGCCCUGUUCACAGGUGGAGAGGAUGCCCAGCUGCUUCUGUGGAAACCUGGGGCCCAGGAGCUUACGUCAGGGAAGAGGGACACCUUAAAGAGUGGCUCAGCAAUCAAAUUAAAAUCUAGACCACAUAAAAAGCACGGGUACCAAAAAAGAGAAGAAGCGUGACAAGCUAGAGGUGUGAUUUUAAAUGUUAAGUGAGGAAUGGGAGUGUUCAACAGAUUUUACAGUUUUGUACAGAAAUAAAUGCUUAUCUCUAGAUGGGAGAUGUAUUCAUCAUCUUCAUGAUCACUGAAAACUACAUUUAGUAGUCUGUACUUCUACUAUUUACUUACUAAGUAGUACUUGGAUCAACCUGCAUGAAGCUAUGGUUUUACAGGACAAGGUUUUACAUGAAUGUGUAUGCUUGCUAGUUUAUUAGCUCCCUCAGUUCUGAGACAAGUAGAGUUCACCACUCCUUCAUUAACCCAAAGUAGAACAUAGUAUUUAAAACAUUUAAAAACAUAGUUUAUAAACUGAAUAAUGAUUGCA
Osmerus eperlanus (European smelt) is the source of this 1964-nucleotide messenger RNA. RefSeq names its product WD repeat domain 89 (gene wdr89). The record is from RefSeq and is a predicted model, not a curated record. Lineage: Eukaryota; Metazoa; Chordata; Actinopteri; Osmeriformes; Osmeridae. The coding region runs from base 444 to 1601 and encodes 385 amino acids. Gene Ontology annotation, molecular function: protein binding. The transcript has a single exon.